Molecule: messenger RNA, 1427 nt
Organism: Papaver somniferum (opium poppy)
Lineage: Eukaryota; Viridiplantae; Streptophyta; Magnoliopsida; Ranunculales; Papaveraceae
Product: uridine nucleosidase 1-like
Exons: 9
Coding region: 143-1129 (328 amino acids)
Biological process (GO): purine nucleoside catabolic process
Cellular component (GO): cytosol
Molecular function (GO): purine nucleosidase activity
Source: RefSeq, a predicted model, not a curated record
AUCUCUCUAUUUUUGUUUAUUUGUUUCUCCCUUUCUCUCUCUUUCACUCUCUCUGGUUUCUUUCCAUCUCUCUCACACCCUCUCGAGAAUUCUUUCUUCUUCUUCUUCUUCUUCGAAAUUCUCAAGGUUGAGGGUGGGAGUAAUGGGGGAGAGUAGCUGCUUGGGAUUUCCUUCUAAACUUGAUAAGAUCAUCAUCGAUACAGAUCCUGGAGUCGAUGAUAGCAUGGCAAUCUUGAUAGCAUUUCAAACACCAGAGCUGGAUAUUUUGGGUUUGACAACAAUUUUUGGUAAUGUUACUACCAAAGAUGCCACUCGUAAUGCCUUGAUACUGUGUGAGACAGCAGGACGGACUGACCUUCCAGUAGCAGAAGGAAGCCUUGAACCUCUAAAGGGUGGAACUCCUCGCAUCUGUGAUUUUGUUCAUGGUUCUGAUGGAAUGGGAAACUUAUCUCUGCCUUCUCCUAAGGGAAAAAAAAACGAGAAAAGUGCUGUAGAGUUUCUAGUUGAUAAGGUUUCUGAAUUCCCUGGUGAAGUAUCUAUACUCGCCUUAGGUCCAUUGACAAAUUUGGCCUUGGCAGUUAAAAGUGAUGCAUCCUUCGCAAGCAAGGUGAAAAGAAUAGUCGUACUUGGUGGUUCGUUUUUUGCAUCUGGAAAUGUCAACCCUGCUGCUGAAGCCAAUGUUUAUGGAGACCCAGAGGCAGCUGAUGUUGUGUUCACUUCUGGGGCUAAUAUUGAUGUUGUUGGCAUAAACAUCACGACGCAGUGCACACUAACAGAUGAAGACCUCUCUGACUUGAGGGAAUCAAAAGGAAGACAUGCUCAAUUCCUAAGUGACAUGUGCAAAUUCUAUAGGGAUUGGCAUGUGAAAUCAGAUGGUUUAUACGGAAUAUUCCUCCAUGACCCUGUUAGCUUUGUGGCACUAGUCCGGCCUGAUCUAUUCACCUACAAGAAGGGAGUUGUGAGGGUGGAGACACAGGGCAUUUGCGUCGGCCAUACUUUGAUGGACCAAGGACUGAAAACAUGGAAUUCAAGCAAUCCCUGGACAGGCUAUUCCCCCGUUUCAGUUGCAUGGACAGUUGACGUAGAUAAAGUUGUUUCAUAUAUUAAGAACCUUCUAAUGAAACGAUAACAACUCAAAGUGGUAAGGAAGUCCCACCAGGAGCGUUCCAAGGCUAUGGAAGGGAAGAUCACAUGUGUUUAUUCCCUGCUAAUUUUUCUUCCCAUCGCCAACAACCAAAUGCUGGAUUUGUAGGGCUCAUAUCUUGGACUCGGCUGUUAAAUUUCUUGCUAACAACCGAAUGUUUGAUAUUGAAGGGUUCCUCUCAUUCUACUGUAUAUCAUGUGAUUCAAAUGGUAUUCAUUAAAUUAAAAAGUUAAAGUGUUAUAAUUUCUCUUUUCACGGACAAUAACAGAUCACAAUAAACGAC